This is a messenger RNA of Lemur catta (Ring-tailed lemur), 713 nucleotides long. RefSeq lists its product as uncharacterized. The record is from RefSeq and is a predicted model, not a curated record. The coding region runs from base 1 to 444 and encodes 147 amino acids. The transcript has a single exon. Lineage: Eukaryota; Metazoa; Chordata; Mammalia; Primates; Lemuridae.
AUGGAGGACGACGAGGAGGAGAUCACCGCCGCCACGCUGCGGGGCAAGGCCCAGUCAACGCCGAUCUCGGCGCUGUCGGGCUUCAGCUACAUCCCGCCGCGGCGCGUGGAGCCCCAGGAGCACAGCUACUUCUACCGCCAGGGCCAGGCAGGAGUUAUUUCCUUCUAUGACUGUGUUUUCAAGAGGAAGUUAGAUUAUAAUCAGAGGCUGCACCGAGAUGACAGAGAACACGCAAGAAGCCUGGGACUUCAUGUGAACGAAGAGGAACAGGAGAGGCCCGUGGGCGUGCUCUCGUCCUCCGUCUACGGAAGGCGCAUCAAUCAGCCCCUGGAGCCGCAGAACCGGGACCACCGCCGCGCCAACCACGUGCGGGCCGACUUCUACAGGAAGAACGACAUCCCCAGCCUCAAGGGGCCUGGCUUUGGGCACAUUCAGCCCACCUAAAGCCAUCCCUGUGGCCCAUAGGGCAUGUCAGGUGCCCCCUGCAAGCAGGAGGGCUCCUGCAGCCUCAUUUCCCCUUUUGUUGCCUCCCUUGCAUGCUGACAGCGGGAGGGACAAAGCAGCAGUUUCCCUGAGGCCCCUGGUCAAAUGCCUUUCAUCCAUAUUAAGAAUAGCUAAGGUGAUGAUUUUCAUCUGAAAUUAUUUCAGAUUAAAUGAUACCGGAAACUGAUUCAUUGUGAGCACCUGAAUAAAAUGCAUGCUUUGUUCCCACU